AUGAGGCUGUGGCAAUGGGUGUCCUUGUGGGUGUGGCUGGCCGGGCUGGGUACCAUAGGCACAGCACCCAGCCAGAAGAGGAGCGAGACUAUAGCCCCAGGAGCCGACUCGCCACUCUUCCUAGAUAGAGUUGAUUUCUUUGAUUAUCCAGACUCGGACCAAGCCAGCCUGCUGGCUGUGGCCCAGAUUAUUGGAGAGAAACCAGUCAUCUUUGUUAAGACAGGUAUGAGCCCUGGGCUCUUUCAUCACAUCCUGGUGACUAUCCUGGUGGUGGCUUUCUUGUUUCUCCUGUUCCAGUUCUGCACCCACAUGAACUUCCAGAAAGGAGCUUAGGACUGGGAGAGGAGCCCUGAACAUUCACACUAUGUUUUCUGGGACACCCCCACCCCCAGCCUCUCUGGCUGAUAAAUA
Messenger RNA from Perognathus longimembris pacificus (Pacific pocket mouse), 411 nucleotides. It is a transcript of the gene Fimp1, whose product is annotated as chromosome 23 C16orf92 homolog. The coding region runs from base 1 to 333 and encodes 110 amino acids. NCBI's taxonomy places the organism in Eukaryota, Metazoa, Chordata, Mammalia, Rodentia, Heteromyidae. Gene Ontology annotation, biological process: fusion of sperm to egg plasma membrane involved in single fertilization. The transcript is spliced from 4 exons. The record is from RefSeq and is a predicted model, not a curated record.